This is a messenger RNA of Frankliniella occidentalis (western flower thrips), 1796 nucleotides long. RefSeq lists its product as uncharacterized. NCBI's taxonomy places the organism in Eukaryota, Metazoa, Arthropoda, Insecta, Thysanoptera, Thripidae. Bases 906 to 1796 code for a protein of 296 amino acids. The transcript is spliced from 4 exons. The record is from RefSeq and is a predicted model, not a curated record.
UCACAGACUCACAUCGGGAUCUUGGGGGAUUUGGUGGGAAACGAAGCACCUUCCCAAUCAAACUCUCCGCCAAGAAAAUGAUUGCAUCGGCCGGGAAUCGAACCCGGGCCGCCCGCGUGGCAGGCGAGCAUUCUACCACUGAACCACCGAUGCUUGUUGAGGAAGGACGGGAGGGGCUGGCUGUACACGGCGCGCCGCCGCCGGGAGGAUGGCACCGCCGCUCCGCGCCCUCCGCGACGACCGCGACCGGGCCGCGGCGAGCCGCGCCCGCCGGACUAGCCGGUUGGGGCGGGCGGAGGGGCGCGGAGCGCGGAGGCCCCGCGGACGGCCCAAUGAGCACCUAAAGUCGUGAAAGGGCGAGAGGAAGGAACCAGCUUGCCGACGGCUGGGAAGCCAUCGUGUUAGCUAGUCUAGCUUAGCUAGGUGUAAGGCACCACUGCUCAUGAUGGUGGAACUGUGGAAGUGUAAGGGGGGAGGGGCCCGGCACGGGGUCGCUCUGGUCAUCAGUCACCCACAUUGACACUGUCAUUCAUGUGGACACCGUCACUGCCCGACAUGCGGUGCUAGAACGUGUGGUCCUCUAGAAUGAUUUUCGCUGUGUACAGGAGCGUUACUAUGGUUAUGCGGCUCCCAGCGGGGCCGUGCCGUGCCGCGGGUGACGCGGGCCGCACGCCGCCGGCUCCGUGGUGCUGGCGCCCCCGAGGGGUGCGACGCCCCCAUGCCAGGCCACCGGAGGGGGUGGCGCCCCGGGCCGGGGGCGCCGGGGGCGCCUGGGGCAGCGGGGGCCGCACGGUAGCCCCCGCAAGUCAGUCGGGCAACAAUGCUGAGCGUGCAGGCACGUGUAUGCCGACUGACGCCGCGCUGACGCCGUGCUGACGGCGGCGGCCACCUUCAGGGACUUCAGCAUGGCGACGGAACCGGAGGUGCGCCAGUACCUGCGGCGCCUGCGGUUCAAGCGGCGCCUGGAGGGCCCCCGCCUGGACCUGCGGCCGCGCGUGCACGCCCCCACCGUGCUCCAGAAGAUCUUCAAGCAGAGGAACCAAAAGCGGUCCGUGUACUAUGUCACGAGUGGGCGCCAGAUCCCCGAGGAAGAAGAGAAGGCGGAAGGGGUGGGCGAGCAGGAGUCGGAGGCCGCGGAGGAAGGAAGCAGAAAGAAUGAGAAGAAGGGAAAGCAGAAGGACAAGCCCUUCUGGGUGCCACCGGACGAGCACUUCGCCCCGUUCGUCGCCUUCCAGAAGGAGCAGACGGCCUUGGAGCGAAGGAAGGAGUUGGCACUCCCCGUGCACAAGAAGCCAAAUGCGCGCACCAGGCUAACUGCCGACCUCCUCCGCCGCCUGCACAUCCCCGACGAGCCUCCCCCAGCGGAAAAGACGAUGGUGGACAUGGACCCCGAGUUCUACACCAUCGUAGAGGGGCGGCCGAACCGCGAUCGCGUCAGCGUGCGGGAGUACAUCAGCCACAUCCGAGACCUGGUGCGCGUCCGCCUGAAGAUCGGCUACAACGAGGACGAGAGCAUCCUGGUGGACGAGCAGUUCCGGCUGGAGCGCGAGCGGCUGGACCAGAUACUCGGCCAGCAGAAGCAGUACGUCGACCUGUUCGACCAGUUCCUGGCCGAGGACCAUGCCACCUCGAUGGAGCUGCUCAAGAAGGCCGACUUGGCCGCCAGGCUGUCGGCCGAGAAGGACGCCGAGAUCAAAGUGUGGAUCCGGACGAAGGGGGUGCUGCGGACGCAGGACAAAUCCCUCCCCCUUAUUCAGGUCAGGCACUAUGAGAUGCUUUCCGAAAGGAAGAGCUAA